AGUGAAAAAUUUCAAAGUGCGAAUUUUCAUGAUUUUAGUGCAAAGUUAAAAUAUCGCUGUAGUUGUUUAAGUUCAAGACUGAGUUUGUAACUUUAGGACAAACUAAUUACGAAAAUGUAUUUUAAAUUUUUGAAGAAAUGUUUUUAAGAUAGAUAUAUACAAUGAAAUAGCUACAAUGAAAUAGCGUCAGCUACAAUCCAGAAAUGAAUGGGAGGUCCGAACGUGAAAUAAGAACUUUAAAAGACUGUGCUCGAACUAUUCUGCUGGCAGCUAAAUUACCCGAAUCUUUAUGGGCUGAAGCCGUUGCCACCACCGUCUACGUCCACAACCGAAUACUGGACAAGCAAAGUCCAAAUAUAACCGCAUUUGAAGCAAUAUUUGGCAAGAAACCUUCACUCCGUCAUUUGAGAGUCUUUGGUAGCGUAGCAUUUGCACAUAUACCAGCCCAGAAAAGGACGGUCUGGGGAGCAAAGGGAGAGCGACUUAUCCUGUGUGGGUACGCAUCAGAGAGCAAGAAAUAUCGUCUUUACGACCCUGAGUCCGGACAAGUGGUUGAGGCAAGAAAUGUAUCUUUCCACGAAGAAGCUUUUGAACCGACAGUAAUGAUACAUGGCGAAGAAGAAAGAGAUGAACCUGAUGAAUCCAAAUCUGAAAAAGAUGAUGCAAAAGAUGAUGCACAAGAUGAUGCAAAAGAUGAUGCAGAAUGGACGGACGAGGAGAAAUACGAUCCCGAGGACCCACAGCCUGAUCAAGUUGACCCAGAGCCAGUACAACCUGACAACGAGAAAAUGGGUGACGAAUUAGAAGUCCAAGUUAAAACUGAAAAAAGAGACUACACGGCUCGCAUUCCAUCGCAAGGGACGACACGUGUUGUCUUGCCUGAAACAAGUAAAAAAUCAGGAACCACUCGCAAUUUAAGAGACAGAGCUAAAAUUAAGAAACCAGAUAGAUAUCAAGCUCAUGCCAUUUAUGCAGACAAAGAACCUUCAACUUAUAAAGAAGCCGUUGAGUCUAAAGAGAAGGAAGAAUGGAUAAAGGCAAUGCAAGAUGAGAUUGAAAGUCAUAAGAAAAAUGGGACUUGGAAAUACGUGAAGAGGCCAGCCAAUGCAAGAUUGCUUGACAGUAAAUGGGUAUACAAGCUUAAACGUAAAAUGGAUAGAAAAUCUACAACAGGUUUUGUCUUCAUGCUAAAUGACAGCGUUAUUUCAUGGUCAAGCCAAAAGCAACCCAUUGUCUCAAUGUCAUCAAUGGAAAGUGAAUAUAUAUCUCUCGCUUCUGGAGCGCGUGAAGCCGUUUGGUUACGACGAUUUCUAGAAGAAUUAGGAUUCCCACAAGAGUCCCCAACAAUAAUUCAUGUUGACAACCAGAGUGCAAUAAAAUUGGUCAAAAAUCCAGAGAUGCACUCAAGAUCCAAGCACAUCGAUGUCCGGUACCACUACACAAGAGAGCUAGUUAGUACAGGACAGUUGGCAAUUGAAUAUGUACAUACCAGUGAACAAAUUGCAGAUGGAUUAACUAAGCCACUACUGAAGACCCAGCAUUUCAAGAUGAGACACGAUCUCAGUAUGGAAAGAAAUGAGACAAAGGAGAGCAAGGACAACCCAACUAAAGUAAAGAGAGGUCCCCUCCAAGCCAACUUCUCACUGAUGAGCCUUCUCACCAUCCUUCUUAUGUUUAUUACGCAAGUUUGUGGGGUGACACAUCAGAAUGCGAUCCCUUUACUAUGGAAAAAGAGUCCAAUCCCAGUUACAACGGGAUAUAACCAAGUCCACUUGCUCGUCAAAUUCAUGAACCCGUGCGAAAUUUUAACACAGGAUCUAUUCCAUAAGGAUUUAAGUGCCUAUGCAACCGAGAAAUGUAACAAAAUAUACGACGAAAUGUUCCUGGAUGAGCUAGAAAAAAUGUGCCCUAAAAGAAAAUUCUCCGAUCAUAUUAAUUCGCGACAUACCAGAGAGAUUGGACGAAGGGUGAAGAGAGUCCUCCCAUUACUUGCAGUUGGAGUAAUAAUUGGUGUGACUGUCCUUGUAGCCGGCUUAUCAGUUGGUGGAGCAAUCAAUUCGUUUGUUCAAACUGGAAGAAUCUCUGCUUUGCAAGGAACAGUAGCGGAACAAAGAGAGAUGCUGGAUGAAUUGGAACGUCGCGUGGAAAUAUCGGAAAGAGAGAUUGAGAAGCUUAAGGUUAGCCUAAAUGCUACACUAGAACAGCUUCAGCUACAUCAGCUUGAUCACGACGAACUCAAGGGAAAAUCCAUUGACACCAAUUUCGCAAUUGCCUACCGUACCAGUCGCCUCAUGAUAGGUAGAGAAAUAAUUAGAGAAGCAACAAGACAGUGGCGGCGAGGAAAAGUUUACGCACCACUAAUGGAUUUCUUUAAUUUCACGUUACCCUGUGGUGAUGCUUGCCCAGUCAGCUUCGCACAAUCUCAAAAGUGCGAAAUAUCAGAUGACAGAACCAAGCUGUAUGUGGACUUCACAGCAACUGAAAUUAACAAAGAUUUGCAACUCAUCGAGGCAGACUCCUUCGAUCUCAAAGUUGAAAGGAAGAAUGAAACCUGCGUUCUAAAGUACAAGGGACCCCAUAAUGCCAUCCUUUCUACGAAAGAUGACUGCGUAUACUCCAUCAAUGUUAAGGAGCCUACAACCCCCGACCUAAUUGUUUCGCCCACUCGAGGAUGCACGCCAACAGCGAAAACAAAGAACUCCAAUCACUUUGACAUAGACCACUGUUAUGACAAGAACCUUGCUGAACCAUGGGAUUUUGUACAAAUCAAACUACACCAUGGACAAUAUCAUAUCUACUGCCCUGGGUCCAAUAUUACCAUUGAGAGGAAGCUGCAACAAUGCCCUGCUAGCGUGUUCAUCCUUCCAAUGAAUGCUAAUUUUAAAAUAAAUGAUAUUGAAUUUUCAGGAACUGAAUCCAGCCUUGUUCACCAAGAAGUAGUCGACCCACUAUUCACGAUGAAAGCCAACUGGCACUUGCAGCCUAGUUUCAACUGGACCAGUCUGAUGAUCAAUGGUUCCACUGACGAAGGAGGGUCAAUCCACUACCACACAAGCAAUGAACCAGCCUGGUCAACAAUGGAAUGGAUCUUAACCCUUUGCAUACUAAUAAUAGUUGCUCAAGCCACUCUUUGUGUUUUCCUUUUUCUGAAAAGCCGGCCAAAUGUAAUUUCGGUUAGGGCAAAUCCAGUGGAAACUGCCGAUAUUGAACUUUAAAAAUUGAGGGAGGAUGUUAAAAUAUGCAUGUUAACAAAGUU
Folsomia candida is the source of this 3256-nucleotide messenger RNA. RefSeq lists its product as uncharacterized. The coding region runs from base 204 to 3215 and encodes 1003 amino acids. Gene Ontology annotation, molecular function: nucleic acid binding. The record is from RefSeq and is a predicted model, not a curated record. Lineage: Eukaryota; Metazoa; Arthropoda; Collembola; Entomobryomorpha; Isotomidae. The transcript has 2 exons.